AACAGGAGAGGGAAGGCUGGGUGGGGGCAGAACAGAAGGGAGAGGACAGCAGGGCAGACACUCUCCCAACACCUGCACCUGGUCACUUGAUUCACACUCCAACAACUCCCCUUUAAAGGAUCAAUGGAGCGACCUCUCCUUCACAUCACCGUGAUGGUUGCAGCCAUCCAGGCUUAAACUUUUUUUGGAAAGAGAGGACCAAGGGAUCAGCUGGGGAAUUUGCAAACCUAUCGGAUUGUUUUAUGCCUGCGCAGCGCUGCUGACAGAAGAUUUUCCAAUCCGGCUCCGAGUGCUCCAAACGCGGGGAAUGCAGCGGUAACAUCCCGCAAGUUUUUGGAUCUCAGAGGCGUCACCGACAAAAGCCAGAAAGCAAAAAAUAAAGAUUUAGAUCUCUGCGGGCUACCUGCAUGACUGUUACCAUGACAGCAUCUGGAGCCCAACUCCUCCUGUUGGCCUUAUGUGUUUACAGAGGCUCGGGCCUGCAGCAGUCUGCUCCGCGGGUUCGCCUCUCCUUCAAAGAGCUGAUGGACACCAGGGCAGCGCGACCCUUCAGUUUCUCCUUCAACACCAGCGACUACCGCAUCCUCCUGAUGGAUCAGGACCAGGGCCGCCUGUACCUGGGCAGCCGGGAGUACCUGGUGGCUCUGGACAUGCACAACGUCAACAAGGAGCCUCUCAUAAUCCACUGGCCAGCGUCCGCUAAGAGAAAGGGAGAAUGUCAGAUGACAGGAAAGGGAAGACAGGGUGAAUGUGCCAACUUUGUGCGUCUGAUAGAGCCGUGGAACCGCACCCACCUCUACACCUGUGGAACGGGGGCGUACCAGCCUAUCUGCACAUUCAUCAACAGAGGCUGGAGGGCAGAGGACUACCUGUUUAGGCUGGUCCCUGGGUAUGUGGAUUCAGGGAAGGGAAAAUGUUCCUAUGAUCCCAAACAGGAGAGCGUUGCGGUUCUGAUCAAUGGUAACCUGUAUGCAGGGGUCCAUAUCGACUUCAUGAGUACAGAUGCUGCUCUGUUUAGAACCAUGGGAGGGAGAACAGCAAUCAGGACAGAGCAGUAUGACUCCAGGUGGCUCAACGAGCCCGUGUUUGUUCAGAUCCAGCAGAUCCCUGACAGUGCAGAAAGAAACGACGACAAGCUUUACUUCUUUUUCCGCGAGAAGAGUCUAGACUCAAGCGGCGGGGCGAGCCCCAGCGUCUUAGCCAGGGUGGGAAGAGUGUGUCUGAAUGAUGAAGGAGGCCAGAAGUCCCUGGUGAACCGCUGGACAACGUUCCUGAAGGCUCGCCUUAUCUGUUCAGUGAUAGGAGAUGAUGGAGUGGAAACACGAUUUGAUGAACUACGGGAUGUGUUUAUCCAGCCCACACAGGAUGAACGAAACCCUACGGUGUAUGCUCUCUUCACUACAGCAGGCUCUGUGUUCAAAGGCUCAGCGGUCUGCGUGUACUCCAUGGCUGAUAUCCGCAAUGUCUUCAAUGGACCAUUUGCCCACAAACAUGGCCAUAAUUACCAAUGGACAGAGUACACUGGCAAGAUUCCCUACCCACGGCCUGGGACAUGUCCAGGAGGAACCUUCACUCCUGGUAUCCGUUCCUCCAAGAACUUUUCAGAUGAGGCUGUGAAUUUCAUCCGAGCCCAUCCUCUCAUGAUCCAUCCAGUUUAUCCAAUCCACCGCCGCCCCCUGGUGGUGAGAACUGGGGUGGACUACCGCUUCACUGCCCUGGUAGUGGAUCAGGUGGAUGCUGUGGAUGGACGCUAUGAGGUGCUCUUCUUGGGGACAGAUCGAGGCACCGUCCAAAAAGUUAUAGUGUUGCCGAAGGACCCAACUAGCAUGGAGGAACUGACACUAGAGGAAGUGGAGGUUUUCCGGUCCAGAGCUCCAGUCAAAACUAUGAAGAUAUCCUCCAAAAGACAACAGCUGUACGUGUCAUCAGACGCGGGGCUGACCCAGGUGUCACUGCACCGCUGUGGCGUGUACGGCCGGGCCUGCUCUGAUUGCUGUCUGGCUCGAGACCCCUACUGUGCCUGGGAUGGAGAGAGCUGCUCUGCCUUCACCCCAUCCACCAAGAGGAGGAGCAGAAGACAGGAUGUUAAACACGGCGACCCACUGAGGCAGUGCAGGGGCUUCAAUGCCAAAGUGGAGAAACGUCUGAGAGAAACGGUGCAGUUUGGGGUGGAGGGGAGCAGUACAUUCCUGGAGUGUCAGCCUCGCUCUCCCCAGGCUACUGUCAAGUGGCUGUUCCAGAGGGAAGGAAAGAGGAAAGUGACUCCUGCGGUUUCAUUCCCUUCUCUGCAGCUCAACCGUGUGGCAGGUGUUCUUAAGACCAACCAUGGCAUCCUCCUGAAGUCCCUCAACCAGUCAGACGCGGGGCUCUACCACUGCCUCGCCACUGAGAACAACUUUAAACACACAGUGGCCCGCGUGGCGCUGCGCAUCCUGGAUCGAGACAUCGUUUUAGCUCUCACCGCUCAGGAUGAGGACGAAGAGCCAAAAACUCGCCAAGCGGGACCAUACCCAGAGUCGUCCCUCGUCUCCACGCCCUUCCCGCCCGAGAUUAGACUGAUUAACCAGUACUGCCAGUCCUACUGGGAACAACUCAGCCCCAAACAGCAGCAGCAGCGCAAGCGCACCAGCCGCAGGCACACAGAGGGCCAGGACCAAGGCCUCGGUUAGAGGACGGGACCGACGCUGUCCAACACUGGUCUGCGUGGACUUUUAUGGUGGACUUUUAUGUUUGACAUGCAUGUUUGUGUGUCGCCUCCAGUCAUUAGGCAGGUGAUGCUGUCAUGCUGUCGUCAAAGUACUGUAUUUGUGGUUUUGCAAGUGUCAGUCUAAAGAAUGCAAAUUGUGUAUAUUUUACAUUACCUGUGACAUUUUCCCAAAGAAUACUGUACAGUUUUAGGAUUUUCUGUCUUUCAGGGAUCAGCUUGUGUUAAAGGACCAGCGGCUAGUCUUUAAGGGGGCAGAAAUGGAACAAAAGUAUGUUUUCAAUAGUGUAUUAUCACCUGAAUCUAAGAACUGUUGUGUUUUUAUUACCUUACAAUGAGUCCUUCAUAUCUACAUCGGUAGCAGGUCCUUGUUCAUGGAGCCUGUCAUGUUGCACCGCCAUGUUUCUACAGUAGCCAAGAAAGAACAGAUCGAGAUACGACUCUAGAUAGGGCCUUUUGUGUUUUAACGUAACCUGAAGGCCUCUGUAGGUUCUCAUACGUGCUUGGAAAGGGAGGGGUGAGCAGAGAAGUAUUCAGUUGGUUGCAAUCUGCAGUCUCACCACUAGAUGUCACUAAAUGAUCCACACCACUCUUUUAAUUUGACAUUUAAAUCAAUUUACAGACUUGACACUCCCUCAAGAUUCUUCACCAAUCACAGAGAUUGUUUUAAAACUUCUUCUCCAUAGUGUGUUCAGGUGCUUGUGGCAUCUGUUGCUUUAGAAUCACUGUGGAAGAUCAGCGUUUUAAUCUGAGAACUUAAAAGAAAUGUUCACAACUUCCAUGUUUGUUCAUCAUGUGUCUCCUAGGUUUGAUUUCCAAUUGGCGGCUGAUUCAUCAAAUUUGUAAUUGUCUUUAAAGGCACCAACAAAGAAGAGUUUUCUAAACAAGACUGCUCACUAUAAUAGAUUACAUAUUUCACACUUUUUUGUUGUUGUUUUGGAAAAUUUCAGAGCCCUUGAAAGGUGAUAUUUUUUGUUUUGUGCACUCAAGAUAAUUAACUUGUUCCCACAAGAUAAUUAAGUUGUGUGCACAAAAUAAAAACUAUCACCGUUUGGGACUUCAGUGGCGCCAUAUAAAUGGUAAACUGUGAUGUAAAGUAUAUGCAGCAUGUGGUUAACAGGCUCCAACAUGCAAAACCACAGGUAUGGUACUGUUAAGUAUCUUGAAACAGAAAUGUAAUAUAUUGAUUGUGAAUAUAAUAUAUAUGAUCAUUGGAUUACUCUUGUAUUGUAUGAAGAUAAUAUGAUGAUAUAAAUGCAUAAUGUUGCAUGCGUAUCUGUUGUUGUUUGUUGCAAGUUGUACAUUUUACUUGGUGUGUACUGAUGUUUGUAAGGUGUACUGUAUUCUGUUAAGCUAAUUCCAUUGGAUGUUGUCAUAUAAUGACUCCCCUACUGUCCUGUGCUCUAGUGACCUACAGUAUGUGAGUGUUGAAGAUAUGCAUAGCAUACAGUGUUCUUCCAGUUAUGCACUUUGUCGGUGGUGGUAUUCGAGGGGAUUUUGGGAUCUUUGCACAGAUGUAUGAGAAAAUGAAACGGGAACUUAAUGUUUUUUUUCUAUGUACAGUAUGUUAUUAUAAAAAUGGGAAUGGAACUGGCUCAGAUUUAGUAUUGAUUGUUGGUGUUCUGUUGUAUGCUGUAUUUACAGAUUUUUUUAAAACGGCUCUUUUUAGUGGAAGCAUAAGGAACAAGAUUUUUUUUUUUUCUUUUUUCCAGUCAGAGCCACAUUCACCGUCAUUGUGAGUGACACAGUGCUAUGCUGUCAUGCUGAUGAAUCCUACACUGGAAAUGUUCG
Epinephelus fuscoguttatus (brown-marbled grouper) is the source of this 4495-nucleotide messenger RNA. Its product is annotated as semaphorin-3F-like. Bases 408 to 2669 code for a protein of 753 amino acids. The transcript is spliced from 19 exons. Gene Ontology annotation, biological process: axon guidance; negative chemotaxis; semaphorin-plexin signaling pathway. Gene Ontology annotation, molecular function: chemorepellent activity; semaphorin receptor binding. NCBI's taxonomy places the organism in Eukaryota, Metazoa, Chordata, Actinopteri, Perciformes, Serranidae. The record is from RefSeq and is a predicted model, not a curated record.